AUGACUGAUGCAGUUCCUAAUAUUCGAUGUCAUAUCGUGACUCAUUCUUUGACACAACGUGUGUGUGUGUGUGUGAAUCUUGAAUUUCGUUCUCACUUUUGAACUAUGUCAGUACACUUUUGUGUCGAAAGACAUUGUAUUUGAAUCACAAGUGACAUAACCCAUUUAUUUCUGGGUUUUAAUAACAACUCAAUUGGGAUGUCUGAACUGGCUUGUUGCGUUGGUUGAAAUCCGGUUCUAUCUUUUGGGUAAGGCAUUGCUUGAGAGUGAACUUCAAUGGACUCAGCUUUGAAUCACCCCGAGUAUGAUUACUUAUUCAAGUUGUUGAUGAUUGGGGACUCUGGCGUUGGGAAGAGUAGCCUACUUUUGAGUUUUACAUCUGAUACCUUUGAAGAUCUAUCGCCUACAAUAGGUGUUGAUUUCAAGGUGAAAUACGUCAACAUUGGUGGCAAAAAGCUGAAGCUUGCAAUCUGGGAUACAGCUGGUCAGGAGAGAUUCAGAACAUUGACAAGUUCAUACUACCGAGGUGCACAAGGGAUCAUUAUGGUUUAUGAUGUAACAAGGAAAGAAACAUUUACAAACCUCUCUGAGGUGUGGGCCAAGGAAGUAGACCUCUACUCAACAAAUCAAGACUGCAUCAAGAUGCUUGUUGGAAACAAGCUUGAUAAGGAAAGUGAUAGGGUCGUGACAAAGAAAGAAGGAAUCAACUUUGCUAGGGAAUGUGGAUGUCUAUUUAUUGAAUGCAGUGCAAAAACUCGAGUGAAUGUACAGCAGUGCUUUGAAGAGCUUGUUUUAAAGAUAUUGGACACACCUAGCUUACUAGCUGAGAGCUCUAAAGGGACUAAAAGGAACAUCUUUAAAGAGAAGCCGCCCCAGUCCGAUGCAUCCACAAGCGGUUGUUGUUGACUCUGAUCCUCUCCAAUUUCUCCAAACUCUGGAUCUCAAACAUAUCUUGGUUUCUUCUCAAUCCUCGAAGACAUUGUGUUAUUACAAAUAUGAACGAUGUUAAUUGCAAAUUACAUGUAAAAAUCGUGAAGCGAGCUUUGUAUAAAAGGGUUGUGAGUUCCAAUAAUGAUAUUGAUUCCCGUCGUGAAAUCUGUUUCAAGGUUGAUGACUUAGCAUGUGUUGGAUAUUUCACUUGUACAGAAUGUUGGCCAACUCAUAAGCAUACGUACCAUUAUGUGUACCUUAUUUCCCUA
Molecule: messenger RNA, 1199 nt
Organism: Juglans regia (Persian walnut)
Lineage: Eukaryota; Viridiplantae; Streptophyta; Magnoliopsida; Fagales; Juglandaceae
Product: ras-related protein RABC1-like
Exons: 7
Coding region: 277-906 (209 amino acids)
Molecular function (GO): GTPase activity; GTP binding
Source: RefSeq, a predicted model, not a curated record